AUGGCCAAAGUGGGUACAACUGGAGAGAUCUGUUGGCAGAACUUGAUGUCACCGCAGAGUUUGGGACUGUAUCAGGAGUGUCCUGGGCCUUGCUUCAGGGCCAGCUGGGCUGGUUGCGUAGUGGAGGUGCUGGCCCCCUCCGAUUCCUCUGUUCAAGGUGUGCAGUGUCAACUUCCGGCAGGGAAAUUCGGUCGUCGGCGCCAGUGCGCCCAAAAUCUGGACCAUUUUGGAUCGGGGCCCGCGUGGGCGCGCACUGGCGCCGCAGCCAGGAGAUCAACUGUCGAAAAUAGCUCUUCCGAUCUUCGUGAGCGUCUGCAAGCAUUUCUUGAAGAGAACCCUCACCCACCCUUCGAUCAUCCGGACCUCAACAUGUACCAACUCAACCACCGCCUCCAGUCCCACCUCGCCGGUCCUGCACUGUGCCUCAGCCUCCGCUACCCCGCCAAGGCCUCGACCGAACGUGCAAAGUCCUCCCCCUCAACCCAGAACACACCCCUGUCUGCUCAUCCUGUAGCGGGAGGUGAGUGUCCCGGUCUCGAUUCGCAUGUCAGCACCGAGUCAAGAAUCAACGGCGGUAUCCAAAAUACGUCUCCGAGCUCCGUUGUGUCCAUCAAAGCCCCCGCCAUUGGGUCCCCACCGCCCGCCUCCGCCCGCUCGUCCACCGAGCCCCGGUCAGACACGCGCAUCCAGCGCCGGCAGCGGGCCCCUACCCAGCCCCAACAAUCUCUCAUCGACCACACGCAUGGCCAGCCCGACCGAGUACCCUCGCCGGCCUCCCGCUCGAAGCCCUCGCUCUCCUUCCGCAGCUCGGCCAUCUGCUCCCGACCCCCGGACCUUCAGGUCCCCGGAUACAGCACCGCCGCCAGCAUCUCCAGGCGUCCCACCCACCAUCACGUCCAUUCAACCAUGUCCAGCCUCAGUCUGCGCCCGCACACCUGCCCUGGACUCCCACCUCCCGUCUGUCGACCUCGUCCCGGGCUGCGCCCUCGACCGAUCCGACGCGAGUCGCGCACCGCCUGGCGAGACUCUGGUGAACACCACCGGCCGCAGUGGCGUCCUCCUGCGACAGUGUCUGGCAGCGGACGUUCAUCCCCGACGGGCUGGAACCCGAGCUCGGCCACGGGUCCUGCUCCUGUAAGCGCCUCCUUUGCGCUCCAAACGUUCGUGCUAUGUUUGACCGGGGCUUAUGGUAGCUGGGCCCCACUGCACGCCCAGUGGGCUCCUGAAUUCAGUCGAGGAGCAGGUCGGGGGCAACGCGCCGAGCACAGACGCGGCCCGGGCUUGCGCCGGUCGGUCCGGACGCAAGCGGCGAUGCCUCAACCUACUUCUGGCAGUGAGCCAGAUGUGGUGGCUUGA
This is a messenger RNA of Puccinia triticina, 1356 nucleotides long. RefSeq lists its product as uncharacterized. NCBI's taxonomy places the organism in Eukaryota, Fungi, Basidiomycota, Pucciniomycetes, Pucciniales, Pucciniaceae. The transcript is spliced from 4 exons. The record is from RefSeq and is a predicted model, not a curated record. The coding region runs from base 1 to 1356 and encodes 451 amino acids.